AGACAGACACCCUCCCCACCACCCCCGCCGCGAGCAUGCAGACGCACGCUCGUACGUAGGCACGUAGGCAAGUCCCUCCUUACGCAGGCACGCACGGCCCACCAGCGGGCGGGGGAAGAGCGGCGAGGUCGGCAGCGCCCCGCCCAGUCGGCAAGGUUGCGCGUGCCCAGGGCGGCCGCCAAGAUGGUGGUUGGAGCAUUCCCCAUGGCGAAGCUGUUCUACUUAGGCAUCCGGCAGGUUAGCAAGCCGCUGGCCAACCGCAUCAAGGAUGCCGCCCGCCGCAGCGAGUUCUUCAAGACCUACAUCUGCCUGCCGCCAGCCCAACUGUACCACUGGAUAGAGAUGCGGACCAAGAUGCGCAUCAUGGGCUUCCAUGCUGAGGCCAUCAAGCCACUGAAUGAGGACGCAGCAGCCGAGCUGGGUGCAAACCUGCUGGGUGAAGCGAUCGUCUUUGCCACCGCGGGCAGCUGUCUGCUGCUAGAGUUCUGGCGCCAGAAGUCAUCGAAACACCGCAGGGAAGCGGCGCGCGUGGCCACGGUACUGUCUCUGCAGGAGGAUGUGAUCCACCUGGAGGACGUGCUAGACGAGUUGCAGGUGCAGGUGCAGGCAGCAUUGCCCAGGAGCGCACUGGAUGAGCUGCGGGCAGAGCUGCGGGCAGAGUUGCGAGAGGAGCUGCGGGCGGAGCUGCAGGCAGAGCUUCAAGUGGAGCUGAAGGAGUUCAAAACCCAGAUUUGUGAAGAUCUCUAUGAGCCGGAGCUUGAGCCUAAACCCCAGUGCCCUGAGGCCCCGGAGAAGUAGAGGCCGAAGGACUCUGACCUUGGAUGUGGACUGUUGUUGUCUGGGCUUGUCACACGACUGGUCUCUCUGCAUGGGCCCACCCCCAAACUGUGCCAGCUAACAUGCCCUGUCUCUGGAGACAGAUGGGUCCUAGGCUGGGGGUGGUGUGAGUGCUCCUUUCCACAGGGUCUCUUUAACCCAUUGGUGAGACAUGCCAGAGACCCUUCCAGCUCCCCAACCCCAAACCACCAGUGCUUGAAUGCUGUACUUGGAAAGGAGGCCAGCGUGUUGGGGAGCCACCUAACAACCCUUUGCCUAGGGCACUGGCCUAUCACACUGCAACACUCCCUGCCUUAGGGUCUGGAGCUCCACCUCCUUCCAUCUACCUCACUUUUUAGGGAAAGAGGACAGGGUCCGCCCUGCCCUGCCAAGUCACUCUGGCCCUUUACUGGCCUGUUGUAAAGACUCCCCUGCACCCUUAACAUGUGGGCCAGUUCCACCACCCACCUGUUUCAUGGCAUUCUCAGGGACCACCCUCCCUUCCUGCCUUUGGUGUUCGAGGUAAAAAGCCACUUAAAAUAAGGCAAACAGUAGCCUUACCUUCUGUCCAGAUGGAACAUUCCAGAAGACCAAUUAACUACCUUACCCACUCCUUUGCUAACCUACUGGGUCACGAAGGAGUGGUUUAUGAGUUUUAAAUGUUUUAUAAUUAAAGGUGCCCCAGGUUAAAGAGUGUGUCUCAAACCAUCAUUUGCUGAGUGGGCAGACGUGUCAUUCAUUCCCGUUAGGAAGGAACUAGGAGAGGGGGCUUCUAGUCACAAGGGAGGCAGUCAUCUUUUGAGACCCUUCCCAGGUAAAGCUGUAAGACUUAACCACACAGUCCGCAGACACUGCAGGAUGGAGGAAGCAAGCUGGUGAAGACCAUAGAGGGAAAGGACGGGAAAGGACAGAAUGCAGGCCAGAACCAGGAAUGUAUGUAGAACCAGUGAGAAGCAGAAGGCAGUAGAAUCUUUGCAAGGGUGCCCAGAGCUGUCAGCAACCCCCUCUCCUGGUGGGAUAUCUCCCCUCUUAGAUAGCUGCCAUUGAUGGGACAUAGCAUUUAAAGUGCUCCAGAGACCUUUGCAUUUAUAAAAACUGCAGAUUUAUUCAGCGAGGGCCCGUAUCCAAGAAGCUAUGGUGGAGAAGUCGGAGGACCUACUUUUCCUCUUCUUUCCCUCACUUCAUCUUCCCGGAGGGCAAAAAUGGUCUGGACCCUGAAAUCCUAACCCAAAUAAAAAAAACCACAAAACUGAGGUUCCAAAAAAGUUAAAGAAUCUUAAUUCCUCAUAGAAAAGAGGGAGGAGCCAAGGCAAAGGGGGAGGUGUCCCAGGGGUGGUGGGAUACCUCUCCUCUUACAUAGCUGCCUCCGAUGGGAUAAGCCUGGGGUAUAGCAUUUAAAAACUCCCACACCCCAUUUUAUCAAAACCAAAGAGAAAAAAAAUUCCCUUCCCCCCCAAACCCAAAUAUAUAUAUAUACUUUUUCUUAAAAAAAAAAAUUCCAAGGCAUUAAAGCGUUAAAGUGAAUCCAGAACAAGAGAAGGUGAGAUCCCCUCCUUCCUUCCCUUACUGUGGGGUUACUCUUACAUCCCCAGCAGAGGAACCAGCCCCAAGGGGAUGGUGAAGGGGAAGGACCAAAGGGAACAAAGGGGUGGGACCUCCUUAUCCAAUCAGCAGCCAGCGUGGGUGUGACCAUGGCACCAGGAAGCCACACCCCCUGUGGAAUCUUCCAAGUGGGAGCUGGUAGGGGAAAACGCAUUCUUGUAUAACUCUUGGUCAAGUCGAGGCAGGGAAAGCAGGUGCCAGGCAAAAAGUACAGAAAGAAGAAAUGGGUCUUCUGGAUCCCUGUAGUCAAGGAGAACCCCGCUUCCUCAGCUCCUGGACAAAGACUGGAAGGAAUGAGAGACAAGUUAGGCCAGUCUCUGUCGCCUGCCUUCCCUUCCAAGGCAGGCGCUUUCCAGGGGCAAAAGAGCCUGUGUUAGAACCGAAGUGCCUCACCUUCGAUUAUUUCCUCUUUCAUUUUCUGCAGCUCCUUCCGCACCUCUUCUAGAAGCUCCUGAAAGGAACCAAUCAAGAGGAGUCCCAGACUCACACAAACAGUGACCCCUCUCUUAUUCCAACUUUUCUAAGACAUAGUUGCCAAGGUCACAGAAUGAUGGAAAUGUUCUAUAGGAGAGUUCUAGAUCUUUGGGGCCAGCAGAACAGUAUUGGAGAACAUCCAGUACCAAGCUUGCCAAAUGUACAGUCUCCUGCCAACUCUUGACUAGAGAUGGAUAGCUGGAGCCACUGAACCACAGAAGAUUCUGGGGACUCAGCAGGAAUGAGUGAUAGACUGUCUCUGAGCCACCUCAGGGGACGACAGUCUCCCGCACCAUGUCAUCAGGCAGCACCACCACUCAAAGACACAAAGAAGCUGGGUGCAGGUCGCUCAGGAGGCUGAGGCAGGAGCAUGGCAAGUUCAGCCUGGGCUAGACAUGAGAGAGAAAGGAAGAGAGAGGACAGGAAGGGGAAGAGGCCCAAUCAGCACUACCACAGCCUAACCCUGAACCGCAGCAUGUGGAUGAACUCUGCUCACCUCCGGGCCAGCAUGGCGUUCAUCUCUUCCAUAAGCCCCCCACCAGUGCUUCGACUGUUCUCAGCUUUGGGGGCCAGGGGCCCCCCAGAGGCCUCCUCCUGCUGAAAGAAUGAAAAAGGGGGGGAGAAGGUUUCACAGGUAGGCCAGGUAACCUCCCAGCCCUCUUGUGACACCUUUGGGGGACUCUGACCACCUCCCAUUGUCCCCUCAGGGCUUCAUCCCAGCCACUCCCAGAUACCUCCUUACCUUGCUCACUUUCCUGAGUUUGGCUCCAGCAAUGGCAGCAGCCAGGCCUGGGGCCCCGGAACCCCCACUACUGGGGCCCUGUGCUGUAGGGAGUGGGGGUGCAGGGGGUGGGGCUGCCCCUGCUCCAUGACCUGGCCCAGAUACCCCUGAAGGGGGCAGACCUGGGGGUGGGGGUGGACCCGGAGGAGGGGGAGGUCCUGGAGGUGGAGGAGGGCCCCCAGCUGGGGGAGCAGGUGGACCUCCUGCAAUAAACACAGAGAAUGGUAAA
Molecule: messenger RNA, 3902 nt
Organism: Mastomys coucha (southern multimammate mouse)
Lineage: Eukaryota; Metazoa; Chordata; Mammalia; Rodentia; Muridae
Gene: Opa3
Product: outer mitochondrial membrane lipid metabolism regulator OPA3
Exons: 4
Coding region: 184-798 (204 amino acids)
Biological process (GO): regulation of lipid metabolic process
Cellular component (GO): mitochondrion
Source: RefSeq, a predicted model, not a curated record